AUGCACUUUUUUCGAGCGAUGCGCCGGCCACGCCGCACCGCGCCGCUCCUUCCACUGGCGCUGCUGCUGCUGCUGCUGCUGUGCGUCGCCGCUGGGUGCCUCGCCGAGGCUCCCGCCAAAGUUGCGCAGGAGGGAGAUGCAUCGCAGGACGGGGUCACAAGUGGCACUCCAAAAGACCCAAGCAGUGAAGAUAAUCAGCUGAGUGCUGGCAGCGGCGCGGGGACGGAGAAGGGGCCGGAAGAGGCAGGCACCGCUAAGGCACCGGAAAGCCCAGAUCUCAGCGGGACCGAUGGGCAGGAGCCGGCACUGCCGCCAGCGCCGGCGCCACAAGCAGACAACAAGGCAGUGCUGCCGACAGCAGGUGCAGAAUCAGAGGAAACCAGACGAGGUGUGGACGCAGGCAGCCUUUCAACGAAGGCAAAAGACGCCGUUGAGGGAAAAGGCCCAGGUCAAGAAAACAGCCAAGGAGGUCAAGUUCAAGUGGCCAAGGAAGAAGAACAGCAUGAUCGACAAGAAGGCGAGGAAGAACCAGAAGAGGAUGAGGAAGACGCAGGAGAGGAGGAGGAGGUAAUCCCAUCAACAACGCCAGCAGUCGCAGAAGAAGGAGGAAUUCCCGAGGCCACGCCUCUUCCGUCUCCCUCCGUCGGCGUCCCCGCGGCUGGAGAUCCGACUGCACAGACCAGUGGGGGCGGUGCUGGCACAGGCAGCAUGCAACCCGAUGUUGCUGGUGCACCGAAAGGCAGUGCGGGGGAAGCAGCGGCGCAGGCCACCGCCAACAACACAAAUCGGAACACCGCCACUGCGACUGACAGUAAACAGGGGAGUGGAGUUGCUGGGGUUUCUCCCACGCCCGGCGAUUCUGCGCGCGUGAGGGAGCCGCAGGGGACAAGGGCGGAGAGUGCGCCACCGCGACCAGCAGGCGAGCCCCAAACGCCCCAGAGGCGCCACGGGCAACGAAAGCACCGCCGGAAGCCAAAGGCAACGCGAGCGCAACCGAAACUCUGCAAACACAUGGGGAGCCGCAGUUGCCGCAGGGAGUGCGCCGGCCGACGACAGUGCGGC
Molecule: messenger RNA, 1062 nt
Organism: Trypanosoma conorhini
Lineage: Eukaryota; Euglenozoa; Kinetoplastea; Trypanosomatida; Trypanosomatidae
Exons: 1
Source: RefSeq, a predicted model, not a curated record